CCUUGACAAAAGUCAUUGAAACAAUGGUAAAGUUGUACUUCAACUCAGAAUUGCAUGGCAUGUGGUACACAAGUAUUGCUGUUAAAUUCUCCCAGGAAAAGCUUUUCAGAAAUCUCAUUUUACUGGGAUUACCAGUUGAUCCUGAAAACACUAUGUGCUCCAAGGAGUUUGUCAACCAGCAGGGAAUGAGCAAGCAGGAAUCUCGCAAAAUUCUUCCAAUACAGUGGUUUCUUUAUGAAGUUGCACUUCACUGUUUUGCACGUGAUGGAAGCUACCGACAAAAUCGACUGAACCUCACAACAUUGUUAGUACAACCAAUUUCUGCAGUGCUUGCCAAAAAACUCGUUUCCUUACCUGAGGACACUGUCCAAAAAGAUAGGUGUAUACCCCUCCAAUGGCCACCAGCAGGAAAAAAAAUCAGCCUAAAUAUUCAGUCAGUCACAACUUACAAGACAAUUUCUAAUGUUAUUGGAUAUUUAAAAGGAGCUGUAUUUCCUGACAGAUACGUCAUAAUUGGUAGUCAUCACAACAGUUUGAAUUCUUAUAGUGGACAAGAAUGGGCCAGUAGCACUGCUAUCAUCACAGCAUUUAUACAAGCCUUGACACUGAAGGUUAAGAAAGGCUGGAGACCUGACCGGACCAUUGUUUUCUGCUCGUGGGGAGGAACGUCAUUUGGCAACAUUGGUUCAUAUGAAUGGGCAGAGGAUCUUAAGAGAGUUCUUCAAAGAAAUGUUGUUGCUUACGUUAGCCUCCAUAAUCCAGUCAGAGGCAACUCAACUUUACACCCUGUUGCAUCCCCUUCUCUUCAGCAACUGGCAGCAGAGAGCCAGAGCUUCAACUGUGCGAAAAAGACUAGAUGUCCAGGAUCUAAUGUGAGUUCUGUGCAGAUACAGGGAGAUUCAGAUUAUUUCAUCAACCAUCUCGGAGUACCUGCCACGCAGUUUUCUUAUGAGGACAUCAAGACAUCAGAGAAUUCUAGCUUUCUCUCCGAAGCUCUUUUUCCUGUACAUACAACAAAAACUGAAGAGCUGGAUCCCUCCUUCAGUCUGCACGAGACCAUUGCAAAG
This is a messenger RNA of Nestor notabilis (Kea), 1067 nucleotides long. RefSeq names its product inactive N-acetylated-alpha-linked acidic dipeptidase-like protein 2. The annotation marks the transcript as partial. The transcript has 8 exons. NCBI's taxonomy places the organism in Eukaryota, Metazoa, Chordata, Aves, Psittaciformes, Psittacidae. The record is from RefSeq and is a predicted model, not a curated record.